AUGACGGACCAGCCCCUGAAACAGAUCCUUUCCAAACCCGAGUCCUCGGGUCGAAUGGUGAAGUGGGCUGUGGAAUUGUCGGAGUACGACCUGGGAUAUCAGCCCAGGACGGCCAUCAAAGCCCAAGCAUUGGCAGACUUCAUAGCGAAUGGCGUUUCUUUUGGAUCGCCCGAAGCGGAGGUCGAUCAGGCCAGGAACAUACAGGCCAGGAAGGAUGGAGAAGAUGCUAAAGAUGCGCACACCGGACAAGCAGCCAAAACCUUACAGACCUCAAAAACUAUCAAGGCCACCCAGACCAGAGACGCAGCAGAGGUCUUACAGACCGGAGAUGCUGCCGAGGUCACCCAGGUCAUCCAGGUAGCAGAGGUCGGACCGUCCGAAGAGGCAGCUGAGGCCAAGCAGGCCAAAGAAGCUGCCGAGGGCGGACAGGCCGGAGAGGCGGCUGAGGCCAAACAGACCCAAGGAACUGCCAAGGUCGGACAGACCGGAGAGGCAGCAGAGGUGGGACAGGCAUUAAACGCUGCCGAGGCCAAGCAUUCUGGAAAGGCAGUCAAAGUUGAGUUGGCCAGAGAUACGGCCCAGGCCGAGAAGGUUACGGAGGCUGCGGGACGAGCUGAUCCCACUUGGACGUUGUACGUGGACGGUGCGUCAAGUAAGGAAGGAUGUGGUGCCGGGCUCCUUCUCAUUAGCCCUACUGGGGAGGAGCUGCCCUACGCUCUGAGGUUCGAUUUUAGAGCUUCUAACAAUGAAUCAGAGUACGAGGCUCUGAUCGCAGGGAUGGAGAUGGCCCGGAAGUUAGGGGCUAGAUUAAUAAAAAUUUAUAGCGACUCGCAGCUGAUAGUGAACCAAGUAGGGGGAAGCUACGAGGUCAAAGAAGGGUCACUAAGAAAGUACGUGGCCAAAACGUGUGAACUGAGGGGUCAGUUCGAGCAGUUCGCGCUCGAGCAGAUUCCGCGGAGCCAGAACAAGAGAGCCGACGCCCUAUCUAAGCUAGCCUCCACCUCAACUGGCUUCUCAGGUCGGGGAAUACUGGUGGAGGUCGUCAGAAGUCGGGCCUAUGAACAGGUAAGCGCUGCAGUCAUUCAGGUAGUGAGCUCUUGGAUGGAGCCUAUCAUUCAGUAUCUGGUUCGUGGGGAGCUUCCGUCGAACAGGACAGAGGCCCGCAAAAUCCUCAUCAAGUCGCAGAAGUACGCACUCACACAUGGAGUUUUGUACAGGAAAUCUUACUUGCAGCCUUGGUUGAGGUGCGUAACGCCUGAGGAAGGUAGCUAUGUUUUACGAGAGCUGCAUGAAGGCAUCUGCGGCAACCAUGUCGGCCCGAGAGUAUUGGCCAAGAAGGGAAUGUUGGCUGGGUACUAUUGGCCCACCAUCUUUAGGGAUUCAGCCGAGCUGGUAGCCAGGUGUAGGUCUUGCCAGCUACAUGCCCCAAUCCAUCACACCCCCACUCAGGAAAUGAUUCCUCUCAGCAGCCCGUGGCCAUUCUUCCAGUGGGGGAUUGACCUGUUGGGGCCGUUUCCCCGAGCUCUAGGUGGCUGUGAGCACUUGGUGAUAGCCAUUGAUUACUUCACCAAGUGGAUAGAGGCCGAGCCCCUCAACACGAUAAGCAGCAGGUCGAUCCAGAAAUUCCUUUGGAAAAGCAUAGUCUGCCGAUUCGGCAUACCGAGGGCUCUCGUCUCGGACAACGGCAGACAGUUCGCUGAUCAAUCUCUCCGGGAAUGGUGCACCGAGCUCGGCAUCCAGCAGCACUUCACCUCACUGGGGCAUCCUCAAGCCAAUGGGCAGGUCGAGAAUGUUAACAGAACCAUCCUGCACGGCCUGAGGACAAGAUUAGAGUCUGCCCGAACUAAUUGGCUGGAGGAGCUACCCACCAUACUAUGGGCCUACCGGACAACACCUCGGACGGCCACCCAAGAGACCCCCUUUGUCCUGACAUAUGGGGCCGAAGCAGUGAUUCCAGCAGAGGUCGGAGUACCCUCAGGUAGGGUGCAACACUUUGUGGCUCAAGAUAAUGAGGAGGAGAUCCAGCUUAACUUGGACCUGAUCGAACACCGAAGGGAAGAGGCGGCUAUACGAAUGGCUAAGUAUAAGGGCCAGGUCGCACGCUACUACAAUGUUAGGGUAAGGCACCUUUCCUUCAAGCCAGGAAACCUGGUGUUACGCAAGAACUCCGUUAGCCGAGCUGUGGGCACGGGUAAGUUAGACCCAAACUGGGAAGGUCCCUACGUGGUAAAAGAAGCUCACCGGGCAGGUUAUUGUAAGCUAGCUCGCCUGGAUGGAAGCGAAGUCCCGCGUACCUGGCACAACUCAAAAUCUAAUGCUUUUUCUUUAGUAUCCUGCCCGAGCUGA
Coffea eugenioides is the source of this 2346-nucleotide messenger RNA. RefSeq lists its product as uncharacterized. The transcript has a single exon. Gene Ontology annotation, biological process: DNA integration. Gene Ontology annotation, molecular function: nucleic acid binding; RNA-DNA hybrid ribonuclease activity. The record is from RefSeq and is a predicted model, not a curated record. Lineage: Eukaryota; Viridiplantae; Streptophyta; Magnoliopsida; Gentianales; Rubiaceae. The coding region runs from base 1 to 2346 and encodes 781 amino acids.